GCUGAACCGAGCAGCACACAUCCUCCAGUAGCUGCUGUUUGGUCUGUUUGAAACAAAGGUCAGCAGUCAGAGGGAGGGAGAGAGAGACGGAAAGCAGCAGCGUCAGGCUGUUAGUGAAUGGAAGCGAACGAGGUUUUUUUUUUCUAACGUAACUGUGGAUGUUUGGCCUGUCAGAGCCGGAGGGACGCUGCGGUAGAGUGGAGUUGACGUCAAAGCCUGUUCUGUGACACCAUCACAGGUUCACUCUGUCCUGAAGACUGCAUCUAUUCCCCGUCAGCUCUCACAGUUUUCAGCUACAAGGUAAUCAGUGGGCAUCGCUCUGAGUGGUCAGAGCCUCACGGCAGACGGACUGAAUCGAGCAGUUUACGCAGCAGCUACCAUUAGGGAGUCCAAAGAAAAAGAAAACACCCGCCAUCCUUUAAAGACGACAUGCCCAACGGGUCCCCUCAUGGCAGGGUCACUAUGACGAUCACCUUCUUCUGCUCCCAGCCGGUGUUUAUACUGGCGGUGGCUGUGCUCCUCUGCACAGUCAGCCAGGUGACUUGUCAGGAGGAAGGAGAGGCGGAGUCGCCUGCCCAGGUUCUUCAGGACCUGCUGGCCCGCUACGGAGACAACAGCACCAUCACAGUGCCUCAGCUGCGCUCACUUCUGGCUUUACUUAGUCAGAGUCAAAGUGAGAAAUCUGAUGAGAAAAGAGAUGAGACAGAGACAACUACAGCUACACCUCCCGCAGCAAACAGCUCCAAGUGUUUGCCUGCAGACACGCUGGCUAUUUACAGCAUCAGCGAGCAGUCCCGGCUGGAUGGGCAGGGUCUCCAGAAGCUGUGUCCCACCAUGCUGCAGCAGCUGGAUGCCGGCAACUGCAAGGUGAAAAAGGGGGAGGAGCUAAGCACGGACCCCUCCCCCAGACCUACAGAUGCAGAAGUGUGGGGUUAUGGGAUCCUGUGUGUGACACUGAUCUCUCUGUGUUCACUGAUCGGGGCCAGCGUGGUGCCCUUCAUGAAGAAAACCUUUUACAAGCGACUGCUGCUCUACUUCAUAGCCCUGGCCAUUGGCACGCUGUACUCCAACGCCUUGUUUCAGCUCAUCCCAGAGGCCUUUGGUUUUGACCCCAUGGUGGACUUUUAUGUAUCCAAAUCCGCUGUGGUCUUCGGAGGCUUCUACCUCUUCUUCUUCACAGAAAAGGUUCUCAAGGUUCUCCUGAAACAAAGGCAAGGGAGCCACGGCCAUAGUCACUACAGCGGUGCAGACCGCUACUCAUCACCUGACAGGGAUGCAGAGGAGGGGGAGAAAGAGAAGCUGCAGCAGAAUGGAGAAUCCAACAGUCUGACUCAGGGAAAAGUGGACGACGCUGGGGAGGGAGAGCUCAUGCUCCACCCCGCACAGACACCGCAGGAGUCUCAGAGUCCAGAUAACGGAGCCCGUUCCGGUGGCGGCUGCUAUUGGCUGAAAGGAACCACCUACUCUGACAUCGGCACACUGGCCUGGAUGAUAACGCUGAGUGACGGUUUGCACAACUUUAUCGAUGGCUUAGCUAUAGGUGCCUCCUUCACCGCCUCAGUAUUCCAGGGCAUCAGCACCUCCGUGGCCAUCCUUUGUGAGGAGUUCCCUCAUGAGCUUGGUGACUUUGUGAUCCUUCUAAACGCUGGUAUGAGCAUACAGCAGGCCUUGUUCUUUAACUUCCUGUCAGCCUGUUGUUGCUACCUGGGUAUGGGAUUUGGCAUCCUGGCCGGUAACAGUUUCUCUCCCAACUGGAUCUUUGCUCUGGCUGGAGGAAUGUUCCUCUACAUCGCUCUGGCAGACAUGUUUCCGGAGAUGAACGAGGUGAGUCGUGAGGAAGAGGACGCAGGCGGCAGCAGGUUCCUCAUCACCUUCGGCAUCCAGAACGCAGGACUUCUGACGGGCUUCGCCAUCAUGCUCCUCCUCACCACGUAUUCAGGGCACAUACAGCUGGGCUAGCAGCGGACUCUUUGCUGCGGACCGGGAUCUGGUGAUAGAAACUGGAGAAGCUUGACUGUGCGGCAGGAACGCACAGUCCAGUAUUUAAAAGAACUGACUGUUUGAUUAUGUGCAGCUCUAACAUGCAGUAAAUUUCAGACCCAUCUGCCCCUCUUUUUCUCCGACCUUUCUUUCCUUUUUAAAAUCAUCACCUGAAUCGGUCAGUGUGUGGUUCUCCUUUUCCUUUAAUAGGCUUUUAAUUCCUCUGAAUAGUCAUUAGGUUUCCCCUUUUGACUCCUUUAUUCUUACCGGCUUGGAUGUUAAACUGCCUGAGCUGGCAUCAGACUCAUUAUACCCAUUAUCCCUUAUAGAUGCAGAUCAAGAUAAAAGCUGCUAUGAAUCUAUUUUUUCUCUCCUUCAUUUUUCACCAUUAAUACCAAAAAGCACAGAUCUGGAACUGGAACAAUUCCUCAUAAACUUACUUCCAUUUCACCUUGUUUUGUCUGUGUUGAGUUAAAGUUUAACGACACUUGAUGUGAAACUGACUUUUAAAGACCAAACACGUUCGGUGAAGGGCUACACAGUGAUUCAUUGUGUGGUAUGGAGUUGUCUUCAUCCUCUUUAUGCAUUUUCUGAAUAAUCUUUCAUCAUGAAGAUGCUGUUUAAUGUUUUCAUUUUUUUUCCAGAAGGGAUGCAGCACCCCUGCAGCAGCAUUUCUCUGUAGUUUACCAUCUGUGCCCUUCAUUUAUAUAACUGUGAAUAGUUUGUUGUUGUUUUUUGCCGAUUAUGCAUAUUCAGAUGUUCUGUUAUUUUAUUG
Molecule: messenger RNA, 2755 nt
Organism: Cyprinodon variegatus (sheepshead minnow)
Lineage: Eukaryota; Metazoa; Chordata; Actinopteri; Cyprinodontiformes; Cyprinodontidae
Gene: slc39a14
Product: solute carrier family 39 (zinc transporter), member 14
Exons: 10
Coding region: 430-1959 (509 amino acids)
Biological process (GO): zinc ion import across plasma membrane; intracellular zinc ion homeostasis
Cellular component (GO): membrane
Molecular function (GO): zinc ion transmembrane transporter activity
Source: RefSeq, a predicted model, not a curated record